AUGGUCGAAGUCCCCUUAUCAGAAGCCGUUGCCUCGUACAGACCAAAGCUGUCUGUUGCAUCGCUGGGAGCUAUAGAGAGGAAAGAUGGUUCAUACCGUGCGGCCCACGAUGGAACACACGGUGUCAACGUCAACGUCAAUGCCAAAAUCAAGCUGCGCGACCAGUUACGCAACCCGACGGCCGGCGACCUGUGUACUGUCCUCAAGUACAUGCCGCGUGCCGCGUUCGGAUUGACGAGCGAUAUCAAGCGGGCGCAUCGUCUCGCCAAAGGUAGCCGAACAAGGCUGGGGCCACCAGUCUUGUCGCUCCGGCUGGAUCUGGCUGAACAAGGUUGGGACGUUUGGAAUUGCAGUGCAGCGUAUCAUUGGAGCAGAUUGAUGGGCGGCCUGGGCCGGCAGAAAGGUGGGGUCACAAAGAUCAUCCUUGCCGUCUUCAUCUAUGUGCUUCUGGGUGUGCCAUUUGCUUGGAAGAAGUUCGUAGGAGGAUCUGAGUUCACCUGGGUUGGCUUUUCCUUGAACCUCCGCAUUGGUGCAUUGGGCUUGUCUGAGUCACGAGCUGCAUGGGCCAUUAACUGGUUGGAGUCUACAGCAAUGCAAGGCUUGGUGCGUGUGGCGGACAUGCGAGCCGCUCUGGGUAGGUUGUCUUUUGCGUUGUCUGCGCUUGGGCACUCACGGCCUUUUCUGGGGCCCAUGUAUGCAUGGGUCGCAGUGUUGCACAACUGCCGCCGGUACCAGGUGCCCAAAGCGAUCGUUCUGAUCAUGCAGUACUUAGCCAAAGCUCUGAAAGGGCUUGGAAGGCUGACACCUGUCGGAACACCAGUGGCUUGCGAGAAGGAGCUCUUCCGGACCGAUGCCAAGGCAGAAGUAUGCCGUUGA
Symbiodinium sp. CCMP2592 is the source of this 876-nucleotide messenger RNA. Lineage: Eukaryota; Dinophyceae; Suessiales; Symbiodiniaceae. The record is from the annotation of a GenBank genome assembly.